Paracoccidioides lutzii Pb01 is the source of this 2811-nucleotide messenger RNA. RefSeq lists its product as hypothetical. The transcript has 10 exons. Bases 1 to 2811 code for a protein of 936 amino acids. Gene Ontology annotation, molecular function: RNA binding. The record is from RefSeq and is a predicted model, not a curated record. Gene Ontology annotation, cellular component: nucleus.
AUGGCGGAUGCGCUUUGCGGCCCCUCAAAUGCUCUCCAGAAUUUUCAGAAACAUUCCUCCGUUGAUAGGACUCUUCAACAAGACCGCAUACUUUCCCGCCAAUCGCCUACUCAGGGGUUCCGAUCACAAAACCAAAAUGAUGGCGCCCUAGAUCCGGAAUUCAACGCAUUCGAAGCAGGUCUUCACGGGGCUCCUCUUUCUGAUAUCCAACACCCUGCGUCAUUUUUGCCUCCAGCAGCCCAUGGACCGGUGCUUAAUCAUAUUCACAACCCGGGGUGGGCGUCGGAUUUCCAAAACCUACAAAUUUCUGGUCCUUCCCAACAUGUAUCCCAACAACAAUUCCGGCCAGAAUCAUCUGCUAGCGGCUGGCAGAAUGAUUUCAUGCGACAAGCCCAUCCAAAACCCCAGUCUCAAACGCCUGCAACACAAACAUCUCAAAUGCCCCUUAGAUACGGCCCGGUUAUGGGUGUGAUGGGAUUUGGUGGGAUGAGCAGUCACCACUCAGUGUAUCAGGAUCCAUACCAGUCCCACGUCCAAGAACAUAAGGAACAAUUUGUCUUUGAUGAAUCCGCUUUCGAGGCAGCUUUUGCCGAAGCCCGAGCGGAGGUUGAGCUUCAAGAGCAGAAAUCGCAAGAAGAGGGGACUACAGAGCCACUUGAGAUUCAGCAAACCAUUAGAAUAGGCUCAGACACCAUACGACCCCCGGUUGAGGGGACGAACGAAUCCGAUGAACUCGCCAAAACAGCCGGACAAUUACUCGACAGCGUCAGCCAUGACCAAAGCCAGAAAUUUAAAGAAAGCAACUUCCUUGCACUAAUGCGACAACUCCGCGAUCGCGAGGUCGUCGUCGACGGCGAUGAAUUCCUCCCAACGGCACAGCCACUCCAUCCUGGCGGUCAGUAUUAUCCCGAACAGAAAAGAGCCCAAGAAACCGAUACCGGAGCUGCUCCUAUUUUAAAUACCAUCGACAGUGGAACCAGCAAGUUGAGCGAUCUUGAACAACCCACCACACCCUAUCCGAAAUCAAGGGUUCCUUACGAGAUGCCUGAUUCAUAUCAACCAUUUUAUUGUAGAUACUGUUCAUACAUCCAUGGCUGUCUUAUAUGUUUCUGUGAUUGGAUGUUGCUAGUGGCAUCCCUUAAUACAUCGGCUGCACUUUUAGUUGAGCCUCAACUUGCCCCAGUCAAUUGCCAGCUUCUACCACACCACCAAACAACCAUCAACCAACUAUCAGCAACAACAACAGCGACCCCACUUCCUCCUCCUUCCCACAUUACCAUCCGGAUUCCAAUUCUGUCCACUCGCCGCGUAUUGAUUUACAGCAUAGCCAUUCAUUACACAUACCCCCCAUGCCCUCAUAUCGUCACCCACUCUCCCUUUCGCUCCUCGAAUCCCUAUAGACCGAAUCUAGUAUCAUUCCGCGAUCUCUGCGCCUGUCUCUCCUUUCAUAUUUCUGUACCAGACUCUCACUACCCCUGCCAUAGACACCCAACUGCUCCAAUUCCGCUCCGCAUCGCAAAAGCAAACUCUCGUUAUAAGCGCCAACCCUGCUCGCCCAACACGGCGCUGCCAUCUCAUUCAGACCGCACCACGACAACCGUGGAGAGCCCAGACGAUUCCUAUACCGUUCCUCCUCCUCCCCAUUCGCCUGGCUGUGCCUCUUCCUCGAACUCACCCUUUCCAUUCCCCUCUCCCUCUCCACCGCCGUUCUCAUCCCUCUACUCAGUGCAGGACGAAGAGCUCGGUUACAUCCAGACGUCUAUCACAGAGUCUAGAUUUCCGUGUCUCCCAGCCUUCGCACCGACACCUCCAUUCGAGGAAUCAUUGACGUCUCCAUUACCUAUUCACCCUCCUGUCGUUUUAGAUACAAAGGCACAGCUUUCGCGGGAUAAGACAGGAGAAGCGUCGGCAUCAGGUAAAGGCCUAGACGACGGAGAACCGCCACCACCAUAUACUGAAGGAUCGAGUCCACUUCAGUCGUUUACAUACGUUAUGGCCGGCCCGGGGGGAGCUGCUUCUAUCAUUACACAGGUUCAGCAAACUGGGGGAGGACCGAUUAGUACUCUUGGAGAUGUUGGAGGCGAUGAUCAUAUAACGUUAGAUCUACGUGGUACUCGAUUCACGCUGUCGCGAGACGAACUGCUUACUCUACCCGAGUUCGUUUUGCUAUCUCUAUUCCCAAAUGGACUCCUUCCUGAUGGACACAUGGGAACAUUCCAUGAGGGUGACGUAUAUCCCGUCGACUAUGACCCAGCUUCCCUGCAAUACAUGCUAGAUUUCUUCCGCACUGUAGCGCAAUCGAUUCCUUCAGCCACGCCAUCUCCAACCGCAUCAGCGGACGGCGAUUAUUCUAUGGAUCCUAUGCAUGGAUCAACGAGGGAUAUGUUGCAAGGCCGUGCUGGCAUUAUUGUUCUUCGUGAAGACCUUGACUUCUACGCAAUCCCUCCCGUGACCGAUAUUGACCAUGCGGAAAUGAUUGAAGUUAAACGAGCAGCGGGAAGAGUCUUGUUGAAGCAAGACGGGAUCUUCUCAGGCCUACGAAAAAGCGAUGAGCCCGGAUCGACUGAACAGCAUCUUAUCGAGAUGUUAACCGCUGGCGGUUUCAAUCACGACGAUCGAUGGGGCCAUCGCGCCGGGGAGCCUAACAAGGCCGUGAUCUGCAGUUUGGCGCUGGCUAAGCUUCGAACGGACAUGCGAGGUGAUCUGUCCGGCAAUAAUGUGGUCGGCAUGGCGCAGAAGCUACUUCUAUUCUGGAGAAAACCGGCACGACGGUGCUGGUGGGAGGGCGUCGAGCUCGAGGGCGUCGAAUGA